This is a messenger RNA of Fusarium verticillioides 7600, 4022 nucleotides long. RefSeq lists its product as hypothetical. Bases 1957 to 2499 code for a protein of 180 amino acids. The record is from RefSeq and is a predicted model, not a curated record. Lineage: Eukaryota; Fungi; Ascomycota; Sordariomycetes; Hypocreales; Nectriaceae. The transcript is spliced from 2 exons.
CGAGACACCAGCCGGCUGAAGUCCAGCAGCUGCACGGUCCGUUUUGUCGUCAUGUGUACUGGGGGCCUAUCCUAGGCUGUUGGGGAAGAACGGAGAGAGGGGAACGGGAAACCGCUUGGUCGGCACGGAAUCAGUGAGUGAACUGAUGAAUAACGAUGCAGUAUCAGAGACAGUUGGGCACAUUAAUAGUCUAUCUAGGUGGGCAAAGCAGAGUAAGUAUCUUGUGACGCUGACAAGACAGUCAACUGAUUGAUGGCUUAUAAAUGAGGCAGAAUAGGUAGGUAGCCCAGUCAGAUACGAAGCGGCAAUGGAACUUGAGUUGCUCAUCUCUCCGAUGAGUUAUCCAUCGUUUCUCACUCAAUCGAUUCCUUUAGGAUCUGACUACUGUGUCUUGUCUUAUCCCUAGAGGCGCAGGAUAAGCAGAACUCGACCCAAUAAUAAAUAGGUAGGUAGGUAGGCAUCUGCCCGCUGGCCAACGUCUCUCUCUACCUGCCAAAGUCUAAAGCCUUGGUCGUUGUGGCUAGGUAGGUACCUACCUACUUGUACGCUGCCGUCACGUCGCCCUUUUUGCCCAACAAAUCAUUCUCGCCAAGCGAGAGCAGCCAAUUCUCGGCUGACGAACGACGACCCCACCCACCACUUACGGAUAGACUACGUACUCUGUACAGAGCGCGCUAACGAAGCGCCUGAGCCUGGGCCGAGCCUCAAGCAGAAGCAACGCCACUUGACGCAUCCAUACUUGUACAAGCUGGAGCACAAACCGCCUGUACCCCGGAUCACUAACACCACUGAAAGGGUCUACGGCUUUUAUAUUGUCGGGCGUAAAUUGCGAUACAACAGAGACGGUUCGACUAGCAAGUUCCCAUUGUGCAGAUCCUCAGCUACGUCGAGUUUCAUUGUUUUAUUUAGCCUUUGUGUGCCCAUCAAAUCCGUCUCUGGCUGGUGCUUGGUGAUCAGAGACCUAAGACAUUGUAAGACAAGAGGUGAGUUGUUCAUUCACUCUUUGCCUUUGAUUAGGUAGGUUGUUCACUCAACUUGUCUGUCUGUCUUUCGGAGUUUUACCUGCCUCUGGAACCACUCCACCAACCCUUGUCAAUUACGCACUUUUGGCCCUUCUUCGCACCCCUGUCCUUCCUGUCAUUGAGGACUUGCUCUCUCUGGGGCGCAGGCAAAGGGCCACUUUACCGCUGCUGCUCUCUUGGCCGGGCUUGGUUGUUCAACUGUCUCUCUUGGCUGAGGUGCCGAAUAGCGAGAGCCAAGCCUCACGAUUAAGCUCGACAUUGGUCGCGCCGAAGAUCCGAUCAAACUCAGCGCUUGAGGAGGCUGUAGGCCAAGCAGUGACCAAGAAGAAGAAGAAGAAGAAGAAGAAGAAGCUAAUCGUAAUCAUUCCAUGUAGCUCAUCAUUCUGUGGACGCAAUAUAACCCUGUCUGGCCCCCCAUCGCCCAUCGCUCACUAUCGCUCCUCUGCCCAAAUCUCCUUCCUAGGAACCCCAGCAAACUUCAGCCCAGCUAUUACAGACUUACAGCAGCUGUCUGUGCUAGACUACUUACUCCAAACUUGUCCCCUGCUGCUGGUUUAAUUUGACCAAAAAUCUUCCCGUCUUCUCUUCAUUGAAGCGAAAGUGAAAUCUCCUUUCUCUUCUUCAGUGACAGACCAACAUAACAUAACUACCUCGUUAUCCUUUCUUUGCACUCUUCUCCACGGUGCUUUCUCUCUCAAGGUUACGUGCAACCGCUGAGGCUUUGCUCUGGCGGCGUCCGCUUACACCCACACACACGCACGCUCUCUCUUACGUCCGUCCAUCUGAACUUGCCCCAUGUGGUAAUACAGCCACAGUCAACAAGAGUCGAUGUAGUUCAAGGACUGAGCAAGAUCGCUAUCUUUUUUUUCUUCCUCUUUGUGAUUUUCUCAUCAUAAACAAACAAACUCAAACUCAACUCUCGGUCGAUCAUCAAAUGACUUCUCAUUCCACACACUCCAAAUCUACCGAAACAAUGGCGGAUACAAUCACUACCACGAAUACCGCCAAGCCUCGAAGGGAAUCGAGAGAACCAAGAGACACAGGAUUCCCUGAGCCCUUUAACAAUGUCCGAAACACCACACUCCCACAUCCUGAUGCGGAUCUUUCACCCAACGCUUGUCUCACUCAAGAAGAUAUCGAUCCUGACCGGGCACUUAUGCGAACUCGGCGAUCUUUCCUUAGGAAGAAACGACGCACUCUCAACCAUGGUCGUAUCAACCCCACUUCGGAAGCCCUCUACAGUGUAUUCUCCCUGGUUCAAUCUGAUGUUGGAGAUAACGAGAGCGUCAGAGCCGGCAAUCCAUCCAUGAACAGCUUCCGCCCUUCUACAUCAAGCAUCCGACUCUCCAAGGACGAGACCGAUAGUCUCGCGUCUAGGAACACGAGGAGAGACGAAGAGAACACACCGCCAACUUCGCCCGACGUACCAACCCAUCGCUCUAAGAAAGGAUUUAUGAGCAAGUUUCGGAGGAGUUAGAGGUGUUGUAUAACCUUCCGAACAAACAGUGCAACACCUCACUCAGAUCGGAACAAUCAUGACUUCUACAACGACGUAUACGGCCGAACCUGAUGACCCUGUGACGAACGCAUCACCGAUAUGCUUUUCUUCCGGAAAAAAGUUUACUUUCUUUACUUUUCUUUUGUGGGUAGCGUGGCGUUUACCUGGAUCAUGGUUUCUUGAUCGGCAAGGAAAAGUAUCGCCUGGCAAUCAGUGCAAAUACUUGGAUAUUCAAGUCCCUCUGGUAGGGCAGAGACAGCAAUGCCACUCAUAUAGCCAGUUGGUUUGGCUUGGAAGGAAGUAGCCGGCAGGGACACUCUUUUAAGAAUUAAUAAGUACCUUAGCUUCAUCGCUAUGAUCGUAACAUUGUCAUCGUCUCUGUACUAUCUUCAUAUCAUACCAGUGGGGUUUCAGGAUAAGGGUUCUAAAAAUCGCUUUGGCAUCGAUUUUUCUCUCACGAGAUAGUUACAGCCCCUGAUUCUGGUCGUUCCGCUCCGUGUAGUACCAAGAAUACUACCAUCCAUUUAGCUUCCACGGUAGGAAGUAUAACUAUAGGGGCUCAGCAGAAGGGGAACAUGAUACGUCUGUCCCUCGUCGACACGAAAUUUCACCGUUACUUCAGGGAAGAAGGUGUUCUCUUCGCCAAAGUAAGCUCCCGUAUCAAAACGCAGCGUCCAUCGCGACGAACCCUGCCCCUUGCGGUCCUCAAGCACCUCAACGAGAGUCUGAAGAGGAGGCUCUCCAGCAGCAUCCUCGGAAAGAUACGGUAGCCAGGCUGUAACACGGCCAUCGUCGUCGGUCAUGGAUUCGAAGGUGUUGGGUCGAGGUUGGGCAGCAGAGUGAGGGUUGAUCGACGGCGGGAUGGGGCCUUCAAGACGGACACGGAUGCCACGAGCAGGGCGACCAGCCUGUGUAUCAAGAACGUGGCACGUGAUAGGGUCUUUGGUGUGAGAAGCCAUCGUGAUGGUUGAAUUUGGUGUGCAAAGUGAUUGAUUGUGGUGUAGUCCAGGUGAUAAGGUAUGAUCAGAUACCUAUUCGGCGAGGUUGACGUCAAGGUGGGGUAGGUGCAAGCUGACGGGAGCUUUGGAUGGAGGUAGCUCAGUUACCUAGGUAGGCAGGAUGCCUCUGCCUCCUGGAGCUUAUAGGGCUGCGUACUUAUAACCCAGAGAAGAGAGAUCAAGGCCAGAAUUGUGAAGGUAUCUGAAGGGGGGGGGGGAAUCGAACGGAAGUAAAAGGGUGACGUGAGUGAGGCAGUCAGGUCAGAGUUGGAUUGUUUGCGGCUGCACAGCCUAAAGUACUUGGUGCAAAGAAUCAGUGACUUCAGCUGAAUGACUGACUACCUGAUUACUACCACGUACCUCGCUAUCUACCAAAUGUAAUCAAGGCCCAGUAUUAAGUUCAAGCCAUGGCUCUGUAGAUAAGAAAUUCAUAGGAGAUAUAUGACUGAUAGUAAUGGUAUUAUUGUGUAUUACAGAAAGAUUGGACUCAAGAACGAACCCCUC